Camelina sativa (false flax) is the source of this 1011-nucleotide messenger RNA. The record is from RefSeq and is a predicted model, not a curated record. Lineage: Eukaryota; Viridiplantae; Streptophyta; Magnoliopsida; Brassicales; Brassicaceae.
UGUAAAGUUUAUAACUCAGAAAACUUAAUAAAUCGUUUGAGAGAGAGAGAGAGACACAGACUUGUGAAAACGGUAUCGUUUAAGAUGAGGAGGCACCACCACCGAUGCCAAAUCGGCUCCGACAGCGAAACCGGAUCCGAUAUCGAUUCCGAUACCGAUACCGAUACGGCGAUGCGAUGCAUCUCCUGUCGAGAAGAGUACCUCCCUCGCGACGCUGGAACCUGCAAGGAGUGCUACGUUGAAGCCGGCGAGACUGAGGAAGAACUCAAACGCGAGAUCGAUGACCUCAAGGCUAAAGUUGCUUUCCUCCGUUUAUCUUCUUCACUCGAUCAUUGCAAUAGCUCAAGCUCCAGGUCCUUCACUGAUGUUGUUCUCAUCGCCUCUGAGGACAACGCCGGAGCUCCUCCUAUUCCUGCUCAUAAAUCCGUUUUGGUAAGUCGUUCCCCAGUUUUCAAAGCAAUGCUUGAGAAUGAGAUGGAAGAGAGCCGUAGUGGCACUAUCAAGAUCAGCGAUGUAUCUUAUGACGCUCUUCGGACUUUCGUAUAUUAUCUCUACACAGCUGAAGCAUGUCUUGAUGAGCAAAUGGCAUGUGAUCUUUUGGUGAUGUCGGAGAAAUACCAGGUGAAGCAUCUCAAGAGUUACUGUGAGAGGUUUUUGGUAACCAAACUCAGUUGGGACAACUCUCUCAUGACCUAUGCCUUUGCCCACCAACACAACGCGAAACAUGUUCUUGAUGCUGCAUUGUCGCAGAUCACAGAAAAUAUGGAAAAACUUACUAAAAGAGAAGAAUACAUGGAGCUCGUGGAGAAGGAUCCUCGUCUAAUUGUUGAAAUCUAUGAAGCCUAUCUCUCAAACCAGAUCACAGAAAAUAUGGAAAAGCUUACUAAAAGAGAGGAAUACAUGGAGCUCGUGGAAAAGGAUCCUCGACUUAUUGUUGAAAUCUAUGAAGCCUAUCUCUCAAAACAGGUCAACACAGCGGCUGGAGGAACUAGCACAAGCAAAUCUGGUUGA